Protopterus annectens (West African lungfish) is the source of this 3359-nucleotide messenger RNA. RefSeq names its product ring finger protein 145 (gene RNF145). Gene Ontology annotation, molecular function: ubiquitin protein ligase activity; zinc ion binding. Gene Ontology annotation, cellular component: endoplasmic reticulum; endomembrane system. The record is from RefSeq and is a predicted model, not a curated record. The transcript has 11 exons. Lineage: Eukaryota; Metazoa; Chordata; Ceratodontiformes; Protopteridae. Bases 94 to 2382 code for a protein of 762 amino acids.
AGGAAAUGGCUUUGACGUAUAGUGCGACUGGCGAAAUGCUGUAACGCAGAAUACAAAACCAUGGGAUGUUGAUUCACAGCCAGGUUCGGGCUAAUGAUCUUAUUUCUGGGAAUAAAUAUGGCUCUGAAAGAGAAGUUAGAAGCAGUACUUAAUGUAGCCCUGAGAGUUCCGAGCAUCAUGCUUUUAGAUGUUCUGUACAGAUGGGAUGUCAGCUCCUUCUUUCAGCAAAUUCAGAGGAGUAAUCUGAACACCAACCCACUCUUUCAGUACAAGUAUUUGGCACUCAACAUGCACUAUGUCGGUUACAUACUGAGUGUUGUUCUGCUCACACUACCACGGCAACAUUUGGUCCAGUUGUACCUUUACUUUCUUACAGCGUUACUGCUGUAUGCCGGACAUCAGAUCUCGAGGGAUUAUGUCAGAAGCGAGUUGGAAUCUGGUUAUGAAGGACUGGUGUAUUUGGAACCUCUUUCAAUGAGAAGAUUUACAACAGCUUUAAUAGGACAACUGGUGGUAUGUACUCUGUGCUCCUGUGUUAUGAAGACAAAGCAGAUAUGGUUGUUUUCUGCUCAUAUGCUCCCUCUGCUGGCAAGAUUUUGCUUGGUGCCGCUGGAGACCCUGGUGAUAAUCAACAAAUCAGCCUUGAUAUUCACUGGUUUGGAAGUGUUGUAUUUCUUGGGCUCCAACCUGUUAGUGCCUUACAAGCUGGCAAAAACGGCAUAUCGAGAACUGGUUCAGUUAGUGGAAGUAUAUGGCUUACUGGCUCUUGGUGUGUCUCUCUGGAACCAGCUGGUUGUUCCCGUUCUGUUCAUGGUGUUUUGGCUUGUCCUGUUUGCGUUGCAGAUCUACUCUUACUUCAGUACCCGUGAUCAGCCAACUUCUCGAGAGAGACUUCUCUUCCUCUUCCUUACAAGUAUUGCAGAGUGUUGCAGCACACCAUAUUCCUUGCUAGGUCUGGUAUUUACUGUUUCCUUUGUGGCACUGGGCAUCUUAACUCUCUGCAAGUUCUAUCUGCAAGGGUACAGAGCAUUCAUGAAUGAUCCCACCAUGAACAGGGGGAUGACUGAAGGCAUCACACUUUUGAUCUUGGCAGUGCAGACGGGAUUGAUUGAAUUGCAGGUUGUCCACCGUGCUUUCCUUCUCAGUAUUAUUCUGUUCAUUGUGGUAGCAUCCAUCCUGCAGUCCAUGCUAGAGAUUGCUGACCCUAUUGUCCUGGCACUAGGGGCCUCCAGAGACAAGAGCUGGUGGAAACACUUCCGUGCUGUCAGUUUGUGCCUCUUCCUGUUGGUGUUUCCAGCAUAUAUGGCCUACAUGAUUUGUCAGUUUUUCCAUAUGGACUUCUGGCUCCUUAUCAUCAUUUCAAGCAGCAUCCUAACUUCUUUGCAGGUGUUGGGAACCCUUUUCAUCUAUGUUCUGUUUAUGGUAGAAGAGUUCAGAAAAGAGCCAGUGGAGAACAUGGAUGACAUCAUUUACUAUGUAAAUGGUACUUACCGACUGUUAGAAUUUCUUGUUGCCCUUUGUGUUGUGGCUUAUGGAGUUUCAGAAACCAUUUUUGGAGAGUGGACUGUGAUGGGUUCAAUGAUCAUCUUUAUUCACUCCUACUACAAUGUAUGGCUUCGAGCUCAGCUGGGAUGGAAGAGUUUCCUUCUCCGCAGGGAUGCUGUGAACAAGAUCAAAUCACUCCCAGUUGCUACAGAAGAUCAGUUGGAGAAGCAUAAUGACAUUUGUGCGAUUUGUUAUCAGGAUAUGAAGUCAGCUGUCAUCACACCAUGUAGCCAUUUCUUUCAUGCUGGUUGUCUAAAGAAAUGGCUGUAUGUUCAGGAAACAUGUCCUUUAUGCCACAGCCAACUGAAGAGCCAGACACAAAGGACAGUAGCUGCUGAAGUUGCUCCAAAUGAAGCUCAUCCGCAACAAAAUAUAGAACCAGCUCCUCAGCCUGCUCAAGAACCAGUUGCAGGUCCAGCAGUUGUCCAGGGACCACUUAUACACCCUGAGUGUACAAGUUCAGAUUCCCAGGAGGACCAUGGACGGGAACAGAAUCAAACCUUAGAACCUUGCUUUCAAGAGUGUAGUGCUGGUGAAAGAACAGAACAUUCAGUGAAUAAAGACUCCGUAAGCAUUCAGAGCCAGAGCUCAUCUUUUAAGCUUGAUGAUUGCUUCUCUAUGAAAAGAGAGAAUGCUGAGAAAACAGAAAUCCAUUUUAGGAACAGUCAAGUCCCUUUUUGUGAAGAAGAUCUGGCUUUUUCGCCAGAUCUUUGCAACAGUAAUUCACAACAUUGUACAUUUCAGCAGAAACAGUCUGCUUCACAGCAGGUGGAGAACCCAGAUGUUUGUGGUGGCAAACAGGAAACAUUAACUUUCAAAAUUACCAAGGACUUGUGAAGUUUUUCAUCCCUUACCAUUUUUUUAAAGAUGCAUCAAUGAAUUAGUAAUUUCAGUUAAAGGUAUAUUUUGUGGAUGGUUAUUUCAAAAUAUAUAUGUGCCAAGGUGGCCUGACUACAGACCAGGAAAACUGACUUAAGGCAUGAUUAUUUUUAUGCCUGAUUUUUGAGAACUGUAAACUGACCAAGAGAAUCGGUGGUUAUGAAGGAGUCGUCAAAUUCAAGGGACAUGUAUUUUUUAUUAGAAGCUUGAAGCACGCCUAGCACGCUGCCACAGUCUUGUAGAAGUUUUAGAUAUUUUUAAUUUUUUGUUUGUUUUUGUUAUUUGUUUCUUUUUUUUUUUUGGCCACUGAAUUUGCAUUUAUGUAAUUUAUAGAAAAGCUUGAAUUGAAUAAGGGAGUUCCUGAUAUUUUGCUGUAUAUUCAAAUGUAAUUUGUGAUGCAGGUCCAGCCAAAUGAAGUAACUAAGGCUUUUAUGAACACUUUGAGACUUUAACUUAAAUCAGAGUGGGAUGAGCCUUAGAACACUGAUAAGGGUUUGGUUUUGCUGCUUCACUUUCUGAUCAUGUUAAUUGAUUAUUGAAAUCAAUCAGAUUUAAACAGUGUUCACAUGUGGCAUUAAUUGCACUUUUGAAAAUGAGUACAUUACUGUGUAUGAUCAAAUUCAGCAAAUGCCACUGUUUUAAGCUUUUGAUAACAGUUGCAAAUUUCUUUGACUAGCUUGUGAUACAUUUUAAUUUUUUAUUCACAUGAAACUUUUUGUUUGUUGUGUAUUUUGAUCUGAGGGGAAGUGAAUGCCCAGUCUUGUGAUGCAUUUAAUGAACUGUUUUUGAAAUUGGUUAUCUAUAACUAUCUUAUUAUCUGGGAAUCUCUGAACUGGACACUUUUUAUAAGACUAACAAAAGACAAAAAAUGACUGAAAGUUUAUGAGCCAGGAAUUACAAAUUUGAAUGUCUUAAUAAACUGAAGUUGAAAUUUG